Molecule: messenger RNA, 1476 nt
Organism: Alternaria alternata
Lineage: Eukaryota; Fungi; Ascomycota; Dothideomycetes; Pleosporales; Pleosporaceae
Exons: 3
Coding region: 1-1476 (491 amino acids)
Source: RefSeq, a predicted model, not a curated record
AUGGCCCGCCUGAGUGCUCCCGCCAACAUGACACCAAGAGCCGAGCGCAAGUCGAGCCGCUUCCGAGAGAUCUUCAAACAUCGACCCAGCUCGAGCGCAUCCUCAAGCCCUGUUGACCUGACCAAGUCGUCCCUACCCGUGGAGUCAAGCCCGAUGCCAUCGCCCACUAUGCCUCCAGGUUUCCAACAGGUCGGUUUGCUGCCCAGUGAGCGUUCCUCGCAUAGCUCAUCGCGGCUUUCGAAAGAUGAAGAGGGUCGCGAUAUAGAUACUGAAUCAACAGUAGCUGAAGCACGAAGAAGGUCAUUGAAGAGCGAAUCUUCAACUCGAGAUGCUUCCGAUAACCUGAACAUCGCCGGUGCGACGCCCUCACAUGUGCAACCUACACUGCCGAUGUUGAAGGCGGAGCACAGAAUCAAGAAGAAGAGUCCAUUUACCCAGUCGAUGAGGCGUGUUGUUUCUCAGCGUCCGGCCCAGAACGCAGACCAAGACAUCGCCACGAUCCAGCCGGCCAUGAAUGAGGGUAUUUUUCCAACAACCACGGGUGAUGCGGACAAGCGAAGCAGUCUGCCACUGGAUUCCCCCCACAAGAUUUCAGAGACUGUGUAUAACAAGAACAACAGCUCACGCACAAAAGGUGGUAUUGACGGUCUCGACAGCUUUGUGGAACAGCAUCGCAACUCCGAUUCUUCCGAGAACAGCGAUCCAGCCGAAGACAACAGUCCCAAAAAGAAGAAUACAGACUUUGAAAAGAAGAUUUUAGACGACUUUGUGGCCGAUCUUUCCAUCUCUGAGCAGAUUCGACCUUCGGUUGAGACUGCCUACGGGCACCAGGUGGACACCGCGGGAGAUGGACGUAGCAGUCAUCGCAAGUCCUUCACAUCCGACAUCUUCGACGAUGACAGCUCCUUGAGCCAAGGCAUUCGCGAGUACAUCACCAGCAAGAUUGCAGAAGCGUUGGCAGAACACGAUCGCGCGCAUUGUAGCAACGUUGAUGCCACGACCAACCCGUCAGUACACAUCACGAUCAAGGUUGGCGGGAUUGGUCUAUUGGAAGCGGAGAAGCCCGCUAGGCCCAGCAUUAGCGAUAAGAAGACCGAUAUAUUCACCCAACACAGCACGAUGGGGCCAGUCACGAUCACUAGCCCGCUGCUAGCACGGAAUGCCCAGCUGGUUGUCCUGAUCUUGUACGCAGUGACUUUGCUCGGCGCAUCACUUCUGGGUCCGAGGAGUCUGCUGAUCGUUAUCUGGAGGAUGGCGAUCGCACUUGGUAUGUACACUGCCGUGUUGCAACAGCUGAGUUGGACUAAGAACGUCGAGCGCGACGUAUUCCUGGCGCCCGUUUUCUUCUUUGCCAGCGUAGCGACCGGUAUGGGUGAGCAGCUACUGAAUCGGGUGCGCGUGGUUACGAUUGCCAUACUGGUCGAGAUUCUGAAUUGCGUUGUGAGGCGUGCUGAUGUCCGGAUGCAUACAAAGUAG